Molecule: messenger RNA, 786 nt
Organism: Toxotes jaculatrix (banded archerfish)
Lineage: Eukaryota; Metazoa; Chordata; Actinopteri; Toxotidae
Product: regulator of G protein signaling 9 binding protein
Exons: 3
Coding region: 1-786 (261 amino acids)
Biological process (GO): G protein-coupled receptor signaling pathway
Cellular component (GO): neuron projection
Source: RefSeq, a predicted model, not a curated record
AUGCCACUUGUAAAUAACAAAGUGGGAGAUGACGGCACAGUCGGCACAGACAAGGCUUUGGCUGAUGGAAAAGCUCUGGUGGAUUCUCUGAUGAAGGUGGUGGCCUGUUACCGGCACUUGGCCUCAUGUGUUGGCGGGUGCACCGACAGCCUGCAGCUGCGGGACGAGCUGCGACAGACGAGAGAAAAGGCCCAAAAGUUGUCCUCGUCCAUCUGUUGUCACCUGACCUCACAUCUCCGCGAUAAAAAUCUGCCUGCGGAGCAGCGGAAGGAGAUGGAGCUCCUCUGGGUGGCCUUCUCCUCCAGCCUGGAGCUCCUCCACGCUGACAUGAGCAAAGUUUUCAGCGUGGGCGACGUCUUCUCUCUGGCCAACACUGCUACGCUGGUGCAAACCGGCCUUCAAGGAGGAGGCAGUGAGGUGGCAGCUCGGGCGCUCAGUGUGCCGGACCUGAACCAGGCCCAGACUCAGGCCCCCUCGGCGGACCUGGAGAGCCAGGAGCGCAGCACCAUGGAGCAGGAGAUCAGCCGAAUGGACCACAUGAUCGACGACAUGGAGAUGAAAGUGAACGUGCUGCGGUGGAUGGUGGAGCCCCGCGGGCCGCAGUACGCAGACCCGCUCAGCAGCACCGACAGCGCCUCCCUGGCUCUGCUCUCCGUGGAUGGUGAUGAGGAGCAGCCUGGACACCAGCCUCUCUGCCAGCGCAGUCACAUCUUUGUGCUCUUAUUGCUGUUUGCUGUUGUUUUGGUGGCUGCCACUUUAUCAGUCUGUGUUGUCCUCUUCUCAUGA